CGGACCAGUUUGACGCGGUUAAAAAUUUAAGGAAAAAAAUUGACAAAGCUACCUGAACUCUCUUUUUGGUAUAGUUAUCAUGUCACUAGCAUUUGUUCAGCCUCAGCAGAAGAAAGGACAACCCAACCAAGCACAAAUUCAAAAGAUGCUUGAUGAAAAUAACCAGUUGAUACAAGCUAUCACAGAUUACCAGAAUAAAGGAAAGGCAUCAGAAUGCAUGCAGUAUCAGCAGAUGUUACAUAGAAAUCUGGUUUACCUUGCUACUCUGGCUGAUUCCAACCAAAACUUGCAAGCUCUUCUCCCUCCCCCAGGACAACAGCAGCAGUAUCAUGAUCCAAACAUGCCACAGUCACAGCAGCCUAGUACUCAGAUGAGGCCACCUGGCAAUAUGCCAAAUCAGAUACCACAUCGGGACACCGCAGGUGGGAGUCAGAUACCAGCUCAACAAGGUAGUUACCAGCAACAAGGAAGCAGUGCUCCUAACAUGCCUGGAUCUGGAGGGUACCAGUCAAGACCAAUGCCAAGUCAGCAACAAGGGGGACCAAUGCCACAACAAAUGGCACCACAAGGUGGAUCCAUGGCACAAUCUAUGCCUCCACAGGCUGUCUAUAACCAGUCUCAGUCUGGAAUGGGUAAUCAGCCAUAUGGAAUGCAACAAGGUAACUUUAGUAACCAGCAGCAGCCAAUGAUGUCUCAAUCACAACAAAUGAUGCCGCAACAGCAACAGCCCAUAAUGUCACAGCAACAACCCAUGAUGUCGCAGCAACAACCCAUGAUGUCACAACAACAGCCUAUGAUGUCACAACAACAGCCUAUGAUGUCACAACAGCCAAUGAUGUCACAGCAACAGCCUAUGAUACCACAACAACAGCCAAUGAUGUCACAAGGUCAAAUGAUGCCUGGUCCUAGUAGCUCACAAGGGGGACCAACAAUGAGUCAAGGUCAAAGAUCAUCAAUGCCGAUGCCAUCUGGCUAUAGGAGAGGACCAUCUCAAGGUCAGUAUGGUCAACAAGGUUACCAAGGUAACCAGUUUGGAAAUCAACAGGGAUCUUUUCCUCAAGGCGGGCAACAGAAUUUUCAACAAGGUCAAGGUUACAAUCAAACUCCUAACAUGCCUAAUCAACAGUACAGUGGGCACCAGGGACAGGAUCCACGGUUUGCCAUGUAUAAUAGAGCACCAGGUCAGAUACCACAAAGUCAGGCGUCAAUGGGAGGGCAGAUGCAGAAUCAAAGUAUGAUGAGUGGAUCUGCCCCACAGAAAAUGCCUAGUCAGGGGUCAAUGGGUCCAACAGGAAGUCAGAUGGGUUCUCAGAGUAACAUGGCAGGACAGGCAAACCUGAUGCCGAAUCAGAUGUCUGGACAAGGACCAUCUGGACCUCCAAUGCAGGGUCCCAGUCAAAUGGGAGGUCCUAAUCCUAGUCAGAUGGACAAUCCGAUGUCACAAAGUCAAAUGGGAAAUCAGAUGCCUCAAGGACAAAUAGGAAAUCAAAUGCCUCCACUAGGACAUCCUCAAAUGGGAGGUCAGAUGCCUCAAGGUCCAAUGAAUCAAGGACAAGGUCAGAUGGGUAGUCAGCCUAGUUUUCCUUUCAAUCAAAAUCAGUUUUAGAUAUAUGGAUCUAUCAUUGGAAAGUAAUGAUCAGUUUCCACUUAAUUCAGAAUUGAUUACUCAAAAGCAGGACAGAGGAGAGGGAUUUUGUGACAUAACCUUAGGAAAAAAAUUUAAACCCCUUUCAAAGUAAGCAUCUUGUAUUCGCUAUCCUGCUUCAGAGAUAAUGUUAAGUACAUGAAACUAUAUUAGUAAUGGGUCCUAAAUUCAUCAGUCAAUUUUGUUGCAAAAGAUGUCAUCAUUAUGCAUUUGUUUUAUCUUAGUUUUAGGCCUACCUUCAGGCUUUGGGAAUGUCUGAACACCUUUUUGUUUUAUUCGAGAGCUGAGUUUUGUUUAAAGAAUAUAUUCUGACAUUGGAAAUGGAUAUGAAAAUUCAACAGUCAAUAAGUAGUAGAGAAUUUUUUUUAAUUAAUUUUUUUCCUGUGAAGAGAAUAUUUUACAAACCCCAUAAUAUGCAUAAUGUAUUACAUUCAAGAUGUUGACUAGGAAACUAAGGUCCAAAAAGGUUUAAAAAUGUCUAUGGUUGUAAUAUUAUUAAACUAUGGAUACCAAUUAAUACUGUCAAAUGAUUAUGUAUUAGAAAGAUCACAUGACAUUUCCUUAUAUACAGUGGAUUUUGACCUUCACAUUGCACUGAAUAGUAGUUAUAAUUUAUAAAGAAGAACAUGAAGAGAAUAUGAUAGUUGAGGUUUUCAGUUAAUAGAACGGUCUGAUAGCUUUUAGAUACGAGUUUAAAAUUCAGGCCUUUUCCAUUUAAAUGUGAAUAGGACUAAGAGAUGAGAUCAUUUUUAAGCAGUAUGAAUUAAAAUUCAUGAAUUUUUAGGCAUUUUGUUAAAUACCUUAAAAGUAAAUAGCUUUUAUGUGUUUUCAAUGUCUUGAUUAUUCUUGUAAUAUAAUUUGAGUGCCUUUACUUGUUAUCUCUACUUCCUAUACCAGCUUAAACUUUCGAAAAGAAAGGCAAAUUGUAUCUAAAAAAAAAUAUUUUAUUUUUUUUAUGCAAGUUCAACUUUUUUUACCUAAUACUUUUGUAUUUUAUACCUUUCCAAGUAAAUAGGAUUUCUGUUUAUUAGAAAUUAUUUGUGAUUGAUUGUCCUUCAUAGUAUGUAAUCAUUCAAACACAUUCAGGAGAAGAAAAUGUUAAUUUAUUAUCAAUAUGGACCUUGUUUUACACUUAAUUGAGCCAGAUUUUCAUACUAGCUCCUGUUGUAAUAUUCUCCACCAAAAGACAGUUUCCAGAUUGAUUAUGAAUAUGGACCUUGUUUUACACAAAACUAAAUGCUGUGUUCACAUGCUCAACAGAGAAGAAGCAGAUUCCACAUGUUCCAGUUUUCAAAUAUUUUAGUUUGACUUAGCCAUGGCUUAUUUGGCUCAUGAGUAGAGUCAAACCUAGGAACCAGUUAUUAUUUAAAUUCUGUUAUUUUAAGUAUGAUAAAGAGAUGUCUGAAAAUGUCUUUUUUGAGCUGAUUGAUAUUAUUAACUUGUUUUAAGAAACAGUUUCAGUAUUUUUAAUGUUAUGAAAAUCUUCAAGGUUGUAAUAUGUAAAAUGUUUUCUUUGUUCAUCUUUAAAGCUAAUUUAUCAUAUUACAACGAAUUUAAAACAUGCCAAAAAAUCAAAGAACUGUGAAAUUAUCAUUUUGAUGUACAUGUAAAUUAUUGAUUUUUAAUGCAUUUAUUACUUUAAAUGGAUUAUUGUCAGCACAAGUUUCUAGAAUGAAUUGAAACAUGAAGAGGACUUAUUUUAUGCCUCACUGCUGAUAGAAGGGGGCAUUAUGUUUUCUGGUCAGUUUGUCAUUUCAUCAGUUAAAAACAAGUCAUCCAAUUGGGGUGCACAAUAAGUAACCAUUGGAAUAACAAGUUUUUUUAAAUAUUAAUUCUACCAAACUCAACAAAUAUGUAGUUAAUAAAAAAAGUCCAGCAUUAUGAUUAUGUCUUCUGUCUCUUUGUUUCAUUAGAAUCAGAGCCAUUUAGCUGAGACCUUCAGUACCCCUACCUUUUCAUAUAUGUAUUGUAUACUGGGUUGUCUAUUUUGCCUGUUCCAUAAAACAUACAUGGUACCCAGGAUAGGGCACUUUUAAAAUGGGGUAACCACCUAUAGAGGUAAAUUUAGAAUUUCACUUAUAUUUACACUGUUCCAUAUUGUACUUGACACCCACAAAGAUGAAUUUACAAAGCACCUACAUUUGGUCCCAUAUACAGUUUAAUGGAGCAGCCCUAAAUACAGAAACUUAAUGAAAUAUAUUAAACUACCAUGAUGUAAAAAGUAACAUAUGAUUAUGAUAAGAACAAUGUUAGUCUUUGUUUAAUGUGUAUGGAGUUUGUUUUUUAUUGAUCAGUAGUUUUUCUUUUAAAAAGUGUUGAAAGAUGAUAAAUCUUGUAUCUGAAAAUGAUUUGCUUUCUAAGUUAUCCUUUGUUGAUAUUGUGUUAGAUUUGAUACAGGUCAUAUUGAUCUCAUUGAUAAUUUUGAUCUGUUUAAUGAGUUGUUGAUAUUAAUUGUAUAUAAUUUAAAUGUUUGUUACAAAAUGUACAUCUUUAAUAAUAUGUUUGUAGUUUUGUAAAAAGAAAAUAAUUCAAGCUUCUUAGUUAAAUUGACAGCUGUCCUUUUCUGCCAUCUCUCAGUGUAUGAAGACUUUUGAGAGUCAAUAGUCGUGCACGUUUGUUACUUGUUACUUUUUUACUUUAAAAAUUACCUGGAAAAUUAUCUUAAUGCACCACGGUAGCAAUUUUUGUAAAACCCAUCUUUUGAUACAAUCCUAUUUCAAAAAAGUUAGCGGGUGAUAAUCACAUAAACUUGUAGGUAUAAUUUGCAUAGAUUUGUCUUAUAUUAAGAUUUGAUUUAUGUGACAAUAAUGGCAAGAUUUUUUCAGUUGUAGCCAAGACUACCAAAUAUUUGUUAUCUUAACUUAUUGCUCAAGGAAAAAAUCUGAAUGGCAUGGACUUAGUAGACAGUAUUGUGUAAUUGGUUAUGGUUUUUAUACGACCGCAAAAAAAUUUUUGUGGUCGUAUAUUGGUAUGACGUUGGCGUUGUCGUCGUCGUCGUCCGGCGUCGUCGUCCGAAGACACAUUGGUUUUCGCACUCUAACUUUAGUUUAAGUGAAUGGAUCUCUGUGAAAUUUUACCAUAAGGUUCAAUACCACAAAAGGAAGGUGGGGAUUGAUUUUGGGGGUUAUGGUACUAACAGUUAAGGAAUUAGGGGCCAAAAAUAAGCAUUUUUUAGUUUCCAGACAAUAACUGUGGAACGGUGUAUGGAUCUCUCUGAAAUUAUACUACAAGUUUCCAUACCACAAAGGGAUGGUUAGGAUUUGCUUUGGGGGGUUAUGGCUCAAACCGUUUAAGAAUUAGGGGCAAAAAAGGGGGGAAAACAAGGUUGUCCUGGUUAAUGGACAAAUACUUUAGUACAAAACAUAAUUUAAAGCAGUGUAAGGGAGAUAAAUCAAAUACAUCAUUGAAAUUAUCUCCCUUACACUGCUUUUAAAGUAAUGGUUAAUGAACAAUUAAGAUAAUUUAAAACAGUGUAAGGGAGGUAAUCCAAAUACAACGUUUUGGUUACUUCCCUUACACUGCUUUUAAAUUAUGUUUAAAGAAAUGCAUAUUUAUAAAGGAAGACCAGUAAAAAUAUCUGCAAAUGUUGCAUCUUUUUUUUUACAAAAAAAUCCAUAUGAAAGAUUUGACACUAUAUUUUAAAUUCUAUUAUAAAAUUGAUUAAGUUAGCACUAUGGUAAAUUUAAAUGGGUAAUUAUGGUUGCAAAUUCCAUUGGAAAUUUGAAUUGAGAUUAUGACCAUAUAUUGAGGGAAAGAAUUUU
Molecule: messenger RNA, 5406 nt
Organism: Mytilus californianus (California mussel)
Lineage: Eukaryota; Metazoa; Mollusca; Bivalvia; Mytilida; Mytilidae
Product: protein SSXT-like
Exons: 7
Coding region: 80-1606 (508 amino acids)
Source: RefSeq, a predicted model, not a curated record